This is a messenger RNA of Penicillium diatomitis, 234 nucleotides long. RefSeq lists its product as uncharacterized. The transcript is spliced from 2 exons. The coding region runs from base 1 to 234 and encodes 77 amino acids. The record is from RefSeq and is a predicted model, not a curated record. Lineage: Eukaryota; Fungi; Ascomycota; Eurotiomycetes; Eurotiales; Aspergillaceae.
AUGUCCACGGCUGACGGGACUGUCCAUAACAGGUACUACUCUCCAGUAGUAGACUACUACUACUACUACUACUACUACUACUACUACGAGUUAGUUGGCCUUACUAGUCGACUUACCGACUUAUUGCCCGGUUUUGGGUGUGGUCGUGGUGUCGCCUCGGGCUACUCGCUGGCCCGUGGUGUACAGGGUCCGUCGGCCAUGCGCCUGUCUAUCAUGAUGGCUUUGUACCGGUAG